CUCCCCGCGAAAGUGAAAGUACGCUAGGACCGUGUCUUCGACGAAAAAGCCAUAAAAUCGUCAAAACAUCAGCUGACGACUACAAACUAGCUGUAAGUGACCCUGCCUGAAUCAACGGACUCCUUGCAAGAGGAUUGAUUGUGUGUCCAGGUGAGCAUUGUGAGACGUUGGACUUUUGGACUUUGGAUCAUUCUGCCAGUGUACUAAACGUUACAACAGUCAGUCAACAGUCAGUUCUUUAUCUGACAAACAGUCUAACAACAGAUGAGAUGGAUGCCACUCAACAGCCAGCUUCAGUCCCACCAGUGGAUCACAAACUUGAAGGCAUGGAAUGUCAGGAGGAGGAGCAGCUUAAGUUCAGCCAGGAAUCCUCAGAGGGUGCCUCAGACGAGAACACUGACUCACAAGGGGCUGGUGCAGCCUGGGACGUACAUCUGAGGGAUCCUGUGCUUGUAUCAAUACAAAAGCUGUUUGAGGACAUAUCCCGCAGUGCUACUGAAGGUGCAAACAACAUUGAACGUCGUGGACACAAUAGACAUAACAUGGAUCUUCUAAGGUCUUUGCUAAAUAGAUGUUCCAAAUUAAGCCAGGACAUUGAGAGGCUUUAUAAGGACAUAAAAGAGGUCAUAAAAGAGGAAGAGGGAACUGACACAGGUUCUGCUCAGGGUAAUUAUAAUCUACCUGAGCCGGUCAGCUGCCAGAAGUUUGGUCCAGUCACAAUUCUGCUCCUGCAAAAACUUCUGCCAGCUGCAAGGUCAGUUGGGAUCAUCUUUGUGGAAGUACAAUCUGGUGGUCGCCUUUCAAUCUUUGCAUGCGGAACAUGUUUUCGGGUUGGCACAAAGUAUGUGAUGACCUGUAAGCAUGUUCUUGAUGAAAUAGCUAACAAAGGCCCUCCAGAGAAUGCCUUUGUAGAAUUCAACUUCUUGAAGGACUUUAAGACCUUUAAGCCAAUAAGAUUCCAAUUCAUAAAACAGGUUGCCCUCAGCAACAUCGAUGAUCUUGACUACUGUGUCCUCGAAUUCUCAAUUCCUGCUGACCUAACUGAAACAGUUAAGACCCAUCUGCCAGCACUUGGAACCCUGGUUUGCGAUGUAGAGCAUUCAGGUACUAUCACUUUGGUUGGGCACCCUGGUGGUGACCCCAAAGUCAUGGAUCCCAACUGCCCUUAUCCACACCCAUAUGUAGGGGUGUAUCGGAAACUCAAUCCUCAGCCUUCUCAGCUUAAUGAUCCACGUAGGGUAACCUACUGUUCUCUCAUGGGGCUUGGAUCCUCUGGGUCCCCUGGGUUUAACGAGGAUGGAGACCUUGUGGUCAUGCACGCUUGCCGCUACCGCCCACAUGAUCAGAAUAUAGAGCAGGGAGUAAAGAUGACUGCUAUCAGGGAUGAUCUGAGACAGAGAAAUCCAGAUCUGUGUGAAGAAUUGUUUCCUACAUCACGGGGCUUAUCCACUACUGAAACAACAUCCUAGAGAGACUUGGAUAAGUCAACUAAGUAUUUGGGGAAUGCAUGCCUUUUGCUGCAGAGUAGAAUAAGACAUUUUUAUUCCUUGUAAGUUGUGGCUGAACGGGCCAAAUUCAAUCAGUGC
Molecule: messenger RNA, 1586 nt
Organism: Branchiostoma floridae (Florida lancelet)
Lineage: Eukaryota; Metazoa; Chordata; Leptocardii; Amphioxiformes; Branchiostomatidae
Product: protein FAM111A-like
Exons: 4
Coding region: 270-1469 (399 amino acids)
Source: RefSeq, a predicted model, not a curated record